AUGUCAGUAAACAACAAAGAUAAUAGCCGACGCGGUAACAUUUAUAAUGAUAAAGUCCUUGUGGGGAAUUGGUACGAAGAAAGACUCGAUGGCUAUAUGCCACUCCAAGACGGCAAUAAGGAUUCGGAAUAUCAAAGGGAAUACCGUGCUCGAGUUUUGCCAAAAAAGGAUGAAAGCACUUUGUGGAAAACCCGGAUCAGAGCAUUGGGGUUGCCGAUUAUGUUAAUUCGAGAACACGGGAUCCGAGGCGGUUACCGCAACAACCUGUCGUCGCUUUACGACUUGAACUGCGCCAUUGCUUAUCACGAAAGACCGGAAAGACGUUUCAACACCGUGGCCAACACUUUUGUGCCGGAACAAGACUUCACCGCCGACCACGGACCGGGCCGGAACGAUUUGAUAGGCCGCAAGUUGGCUGCUUGGGCCGAGGACAAGCGCAUUACCGACGGUGUCGAUCCUGCCACCGAAUAUCAAUGCUGUUUCACCAGUCAAAACGGCUAA
This is a messenger RNA of Adelges cooleyi (spruce gall adelgid), 501 nucleotides long. RefSeq lists its product as uncharacterized. NCBI's taxonomy places the organism in Eukaryota, Metazoa, Arthropoda, Insecta, Hemiptera, Adelgidae. The coding region runs from base 1 to 501 and encodes 166 amino acids. The transcript has 2 exons. The record is from RefSeq and is a predicted model, not a curated record.